Messenger RNA from Verticillium dahliae VdLs.17, 1447 nucleotides. RefSeq names its product quinone oxidoreductase. The record is from RefSeq and is a predicted model, not a curated record. Bases 431 to 1447 code for a protein of 338 amino acids. Gene Ontology annotation, molecular function: oxidoreductase activity. Lineage: Eukaryota; Fungi; Ascomycota; Sordariomycetes; Glomerellales; Plectosphaerellaceae. The transcript is spliced from 2 exons.
GGUGUCUCGGUUAGGCGCCCCUUUGCUGUGGACAAGAGUUCAGAGUCGAUUUUCGUUUGGUGUCAUACACCUUGAGAAGAAUGUGGUGUCUUCAAUUCGACGCUUGAGGGUCCAUUGGGCCCCCCCAAAUGGGACCAUCUGCCGUCUUCUCACUUGCUGGCGUCGACAGCGUGGAAGAGUGCGGAAUGCGUUCGUGGAUCAGUCGGCCCAGGUUCGGCGUUAGGUUUGUAAGUCGCAAACAGGACGGGACGGGAAUGUUGGAGCCGCACGUCAUCGACACGACAGGAAAGCAUGACCCCCCUCUACCGGAUGUCGAGGCACCAAAACCCCCCACAUCAGAGAGCUGAGGAAAACAAGACAGCAUUCCUCACUGAUCAGCAAACCCAACAGCACGACAUCGCACGACUCAUUUGGCAUUUUUGAGGUGACAAUGACGGCCACGAUGCGAGCAAUUGACAUCAGGGGCGGCAAAGGCCCCCGCGAGAACCUAUUCCUGAGUUCCAACAUUCCUAAACCGACCCCCAAGUCAGGCGAGGCCCUCGUAAAGGUCAAGGCUUUUGGCAUCAAUCGCAUGGAUCAAAUCCAACGCAACGGCGCAUAUCCCCUUCCCCCUGGUGUUUCCAGCAUUCUCGGUGUCGAGUUUAGUGGCACCGUCGACUCCCUGGCCGACGAGGGUACCGACAGCUCCCGCUUCAAGGUCGGCGAUGAGGUCUUCGGUCUGGCAUAUGGCGGCGCCUAUGCCGAAUACGUCGCUGUCGACGUGGGCAUGCUGAUGCCCAAGCCCGCUUUCCUCUCCUGGGAGCAGGCUGCUGGCGUCCCCGAGACUUGGAUCACGGCCAUCCAGGCCUUGCAUGUUGUCGGCGAGUUCCAGCCCGGCAAGGCCGUGUUGUGGCACGCCGGCGCUUCGGGCGUCUCCAUCGCCGGUAUCCAGCUGAGCUUAGAUGCCGGCGCCGGCGCAGUCUAUGCGACGGCCGGUACGGAAGGCAAGUGCUCUUUCAUUACGGGCACAUUGGGAGCAACCAAGGCUUUCAACUACAAGACUGAGGAUUGGGCAAAGGGGAUCAAGGAUGCGACCGGUGGGAGCGGAGUGGACCUUGUCGUGGACUUUAUCGGCGGAGGCGACUACUUCACCAAGAACAUUGAUGUCGCGGCUAGGGAUGGCAGGAUCGCCAUGCUCGGCAUGAUGGGAGGUGGCAUAGUCGAGAAUGUCGACAUCAGGCCCAUUCUGUUCAAGAGGGUGCGGAUUGAGGGCACGACUCUGCGGAGCAGGACUCUCGAAUAUCAGGGAAAGCUACGAGAGAAGCUCGAGAGCUACCUGCCCGAUUUUGAGAACGGCAAACUGAAGGUGGUCAUUGACACCGUUCUGCCGUGGGACCAGAUCCAGAAAGCUCAUGAAAUCCUAGAGGGGAACCAGAACUCGGGCAAAAUCGUGUGUACCAUUCCAUAG